UAGUAAGCAAGGUGAAGCUACUGUUAACUUAGAAAAACAAUAUGGCAAAAUUGUUCGGUAUCAUAUCAUAUUGAACAAACCUUAUUUAUUGAUUUUCGAUCAAAAACUUGUCCAACAAAUAUUGAUAAAUCGUUCAUACGAUUUUCCAAAAUUCUUCUUAAACAAAAAUCUUACGAGAGAUCUUGUUGGGGAUGGUAUUUCAUCUGUUAAAGGAGAUGUUCAUAAACGACAGAGAAAAAUGAUGAGUCCUUCAUUUUCCUUUGCCAAUGUCAAGGAAAUGCUUCCAAUUUUGGUUCAUGCUGCCUAUAAUUUAAGAGAUAUCUGGAUAAAACAAAUUGGUAAUAAGAACGAGGAAAUAGUUACGAUUACUGAUAUCAUUUCAAAUAUAACGUUAGAUAUUAUUGGUAUUGCUGGAUUUAAUUACGAAUUCAAUUCUACUACUACUGACUCUGAAUUGGCUCGAGCAUAUCGUUCAGCACUUGUUUUCAAUCCUUUACUCGUUUUUAUUUCCGAUAUUUUUCCAGUCAUCGGAAAAAUUCCUUAUUUCAACCGUAAUAAGGAUUCUGUUAAAACUAUCCAUAAUAUUUCAGAACAACUAGUUAAUGAGCAAAAAAAUUCUACUGUUCGCGGAAAGAACUUCUUGUCUUUAUUGAUACAAGCAAAUGAAAAAUUGCCUGAUGAUGAAAAAUUAACACAUCAUGAAUUAGUUAGUCAGGUUAUGACAUUACUUUUGGCUGGGCAUGAGACAACUA
Messenger RNA from Racocetra persica, 752 nucleotides. Lineage: Eukaryota; Fungi; Glomeromycota; Glomeromycetes; Diversisporales; Gigasporaceae. The record is from the annotation of a GenBank genome assembly.